AUGGACUCAUGGUUUUGUUGUGGCCACCCUGUGGGCACAACUUCUGUAAUUGACUGGGCUGUCAACCUCCCGUGCAGGUGUCCCAUGUGUAAGGAGGUUUUCUACAGCAGACCGGAGCUGCGGGUCAAUACUCUGAUCUCUCAGAUGGCCGCUCAGUUCAGACAAACCAAACCAGAGCCAACACGUGAAGCAGCCGAGGAGGUUUCCUGUGACGUCUGCACUGGAAACAAACUGGGAGCCGUAUGUCUGGCCUCCUACUGUGGAACUCACCUGGAGCCGCACCUGACAGUGUUAGGUCUGAAAAAACAUCAGCUAAUCCAUCCUGUGGAAAAUCUGCAGGUUCGGAUGUGCAUGAAACACGAUAAGCCUCUGGAGCUCUACUGCAAGAUCGACCAGAUGUGUGUCUGCAUGCUCUGCAUGGUUUUAGACCACAAGACACACAAUGUCGUCCCCGUGAAAACAGAAUACCAAGAGAAAAAGAAAGAGCUGGACGAGAAAGAGGCUGAGAUUCAGCAGAUGAUCCAGAAGAGAGAGGUGAUGAUCGGGCAGCUCAAACACUCGGUUGAGGUCAGCAAUGAAAGUGCAAACAGAGAGAAAGAAAAAGGUCUUCAGGUCUUUGCUGCUCUGAAGGAACCCAUCGACCGAAGCCUGGCUGAGUUCAUUGAGACGAUCGAUAACAAACACCGACCAAUAGAGAAGCAGACCAAAGGCUUGGUUGCAGACCUGGAGCAGGAGAUGUUUGACCUGAAAAAGAAAAGUGAGGAGCUGAAGCAGCUCUCGUGUUCUGAAGACCACUUCCAAUUCCUCCAAACCUUCUCGUCCUUAAAGGAGGCCAAAGACUGGACCGGUGUUAGUAUCCAUCAGCCAUCAUAUAAAGGGACUGUGCAGUGGCUGAAGAGGGCCCAGCAGUAUGCAACCAGUGUGACACUAGAUCCUGAGACAGCAAACCCCUGGCUCCUCGUGUCUGACGACAGGAAGCAGGUGACGUUCGGUGACCUUAACAAGAAUCUCCCCGACAACCCCAAGAGAUUUUCUUAUUAUGCCAGUGUCUUAAGUAAGAACAGUUUUUCGUCAGGAAGAUUUUACUUCGAGGUUCUGGUUGAGGGGAAGACGAAGUGGGACUUAGGAGUAGCCAGUGAGUCGGUGGACAGGAAGGGACCGAUCACACUGAGUCCUCUGAACGGUUACUGGGCCGUGUCUUUGAGGAACGGAAACGAGUACAAAGCUUUCGCUGAAUCUCGCGUCUGUCUCCGUCUGAAGUCUGUGCCCAAGAAGGUGGGGGUGUUUGUUGACUACGAAGACGGUCUGGUGUCUCUGUACGAUGUGGACACAGCUGCCGUCCUCUACUCCUUCACCGGCUGCUCCUUCACUGACAAACUCUUCGUCUUCUUCAAUCCCUGCAAUAGUGACUGUGGGAGAAACUCUGCCCCUCUGGUCAUCUGUCCGAUACAGAACCUCCAGUUGACGCAGUUAUACUCCAGAGUAAAAAACAGAAUAAAUAAUUGACAAAAUAUUUACUCCAGAACUUCAACUCAGAUUGAUGAGGACAUUGGAUUUCUUUGUUUCCUACAUGUCGUUGAUAAUCAUUAGAAAAAGAAUAGUAAUAGUAAUAGUAAUGUGAACCUGGCUGGAGGAUCACAUCUUUCUUUACCGUUGUGAAACAGGAUGUUUUAGAUAUUUACCUUAUGAGAAGGAAUCAUGGAUCUUGAUAAAAAAAUACUUAAGGGAAGAGUUGGGCCUUUGCAGAGGUGUGAGCUCUACUGAGUGAGAUUGACGGGUCACAUUCUUCUACUGCUACAGGAAGAUCACAGAGAGGGAGUUCAUCUAAGUUCAUGUCAUUACAAUAAGCACUAAAUUGUAUGUAAUGUGAAAAAGGACGAGAUAUGAGCACGAUUCUUUCUCUGGUACAAAGUGAAACAAAAGGGAGACAUGAGGAGCAGUGAUGGUUAUAGAAAGCUCCAGUGAUUGCAAAGGAGAAACAAAUAAUAAGAGGAGAGGGGAUUGGCCAACAACCCCCCCCCCCCCCCCCCUCUGGUUCACUUAAAACCUGAGUCUCCUCCAAACAGCUUUUGAUCAUUUACAGUCAAACUGGUGAUUAAUGAAUGAAAUAUUCCAUUUGUUAGAACUGAGAAAAACAGAUUUUAUUACUCAGAACAAAUCGACCCACUACAAACUGACCACACAAAUACCAUGGAGAUGGGUUAGUGGGUCACAAUCGAAACAAAAACCACUGGAGUCUUUUAUUUUGAAACGAUAACUGUUAUUCUUUGUGAAACGAUUUUCCAUGUCACAUUAAA
Platichthys flesus (European flounder) is the source of this 2297-nucleotide messenger RNA. RefSeq names its product E3 ubiquitin-protein ligase TRIM21-like. Gene Ontology annotation, molecular function: zinc ion binding; protein binding. Lineage: Eukaryota; Metazoa; Chordata; Actinopteri; Pleuronectiformes; Pleuronectidae. The record is from RefSeq and is a predicted model, not a curated record.